CAGUCGAAAUUGUUGGAGGGUACAAAUCAAUGCAUACACCCGAGUAGUUGCUGUCCUGCUAGAUACCCGUUAUCAGAGUCGUCGAUCCCAUCAGUCACUCCUUCGACAUAUAGGACGGCUCCCCUCUCUUCAACAACCUCGAUCUACCCUGACUGUUGAAAGCUUCGCGUUGCCGCCGAUGUCAACAGCACAAUACUUGCCUCAGGACCUCUCCGAGAAGGACCACGUCUCAGACUCGGAUCAGACUGUUACCGACAUCGCCGACCCUUCUUCCACAGCUGUACCACCUUCAUCGACCACAGCCUACCCGGCACUACACGACCAGCAUCACUAUGCCAUUCCUCACGACGCUGCAUACCACGCCGCACACCCAGAUGUGGAGAAAGGAGAUCCAAGAGAAAUAUAUAUUGAAUGGGAGGAAAACGACCCGGAAGAUCCAUUCAAUUGGAGCAGGACGAGAAAGUGGGUCGUAACGGUUGUUGCCAACCUCAUGACUUUUAUGGUGGCAUUCAAUGCAGGAGCAUAUACUCCAGGACAAGCUGGUAUGGAGGAGACAUUCGGAGUAUCUCGAGUGGCCAUCAUCUGUGGGUUGACGGUCUACGCCCUUGGAUUUGGUGUGGCACCCCUCGUUCUGGCACCCCUUUCUGAGGUGUACGGACGCAACCCAGUUUACAUUGUCAGUUUCUUGAUUUACACGGUUUUCUUCAUCGAAUGUGCAUUGUCACAGAACCUCGCUACCAUGCUCGUCGGUCGUUUCAUUCAGGGUUGUGCUGGUUCGACUGGAUCUACGAUGGUGGGUGGGACAUUGGCCGAUAUUUGGCAUUCGGACGAGCGCGGGACGCCCAUGUCCAUGUUUGCUACUGUUGCGAUGGUGUCGACUUCGCUUGGGCCAUUAGUGGCUGGAUACAUCAACGAUGGCUUGGGCUGGAGAUGGAUUCAUUGGAUUCAGAUGAUUGUCUGUGGUGUAUGCUGUAUCGUCUUCGUCCUUGUCUUGAGGGAAUCUCGUGGUUCUGUAUUGCUUAGCAAGAGGGCGAAGAAGAUGAGGAAGGAGACUGGUGAUCAGCGUAUCCGUGCGCCGGCAGAUGAUGAACGUGCAAGUUUGGCUGUGUUGGUCAAGGUAUCGCUGACCAGACCUUUGUGGUUGUUGAUCAGUGAACCUGUCGUCUUUUCCUUUUCCCUCUGGUUGGCCUUCGUUUGGGGAAUUCUUUACCUCUUCUUGGAGUCCAUCCCGCUUACGUUUCAGACUGUUCACGGAUUCUCGACCUCAUCUGUCAGUCUCGUGUUUUUGGCCAUGACUAUCGGAGUCCUUAUUGGUGCUGUACUCGACUUUACCGUCCAGCAACCACUCUACCUCAAAUCCGCUCAACGCAGUGAGACUGGCCAACCGAUCCCAGAAUCUCGUUUGUACUCCAGCUGUGUGGGAAGUUUAAUCCUUACCGGUGGUAUGUUCAUGUACGGAUGGUCAAGUCGGGAAGGCGUUCACUGGAUUGUGCCAACGAUCGCCGUCGCCAUGGUAGGGUUCGGUCUCUACACCAUUUACCUUUGUGUCUUCAACUACCUUUCCGAUAUCUAUGGACGCUAUGCGAGUUCAGCCCUGGCCGCCCAGAGUUUCUUGCGAAACAUGUUCGGUGCUGGGUUUCCCUUGUUCACCGUGCAGAUGUUCAACAAGCUUGGCUUUGCUUGGGCUUCAUCUCUUUUGGGGUUCAUUGCUCUUGCACUUUCAGCUGUGCCGUUUGUCUUGAUGAAGUGGGGUCCGGAGAUCAGGCGGAGGUCAAAGUUUGCUUCAAAUUUAGAAUAAGGGAAAGUGAGAUAUCAGGAUAUUUUCGAACUUCGGGACCACUUUUUAUCACGUUAAUUGCAUUGGACGAAGCAUAGCAUAGGACAGACGAAACCAGAUACCUACGAAUUGCAAGGUG
This is a messenger RNA of Saitoella complicata NRRL Y-17804, 1916 nucleotides long. RefSeq names its product MFS general substrate transporter. The coding region runs from base 179 to 1798 and encodes 539 amino acids. The record is from RefSeq and is a predicted model, not a curated record. The transcript has 2 exons. Gene Ontology annotation, biological process: transmembrane transport. Gene Ontology annotation, molecular function: transmembrane transporter activity. NCBI's taxonomy places the organism in Eukaryota, Fungi, Ascomycota, Saitoellomycetes, Saitoellales, Saitoellaceae.